This is a messenger RNA of Lemur catta (Ring-tailed lemur), 2110 nucleotides long. It is a transcript of the gene TBCE, whose product is annotated as tubulin folding cofactor E. Gene Ontology annotation, biological process: protein folding. Bases 59 to 1753 code for a protein of 564 amino acids. Lineage: Eukaryota; Metazoa; Chordata; Mammalia; Primates; Lemuridae. Gene Ontology annotation, molecular function: alpha-tubulin binding. The transcript is spliced from 16 exons. The record is from RefSeq and is a predicted model, not a curated record.
GGAGCUCUGCGGGUGGACGGUGCGCUUGCGGAAGAGGUCCUUGCUCAGACCUCCCGAGAUGUCCGAGGGCAGAUCUCAUAUUUUGGAUUCCGGCUGUAUUAUAACGAAUGACACUUUGACAUCCGAUGUCAUUGGCCGAAGAGUUGAAGUUAAUGGAGAAUAUGCAACAGUGCGUUUUUCUGGCAUCGUCCCUCCUGUGGCAGGAUGCUGGUUAGGAGUAGAAUGGGACAAUCCCGAGAGAGGAAAGCAUGAUGGGAGCCACGAAGGGACUGUGUAUUUUAAAUGCAGGCACCCAACAGGAGGAUCCUUUAUUCGUCCUAACAAGGUAAAUUUUGGAAUAGACUUUCUUACUGCAGUUAAGAACCGCUAUGUGUUAGAAGAUGGACCAGAGGAAGAUGGAAAAGAGCAAGUCGUUAUCAUCGGAAGUAGACCUGUGGAAACUGUCGGCUUUGACUCUGUUGUAAAACAGCAAAGUCAGCUGAGCAAGUUGCAAGACAUUUCUCUGAGGAACUGUGCAGUCAGUUGUGCUGGUGAAAAAGGAGGAAUUGCCAAGGCGUGUCCUAAUAUUAGAAAGGUAGAUUUGUCAAAAAACCUGUUGUCAUCGUGGGAUGAAGUGAUACAUAUUGCGGAUCAGCUCAGACACCUGGAAGAUGUUAAUCUCAGUGAAAAUAAACUCAGAUGUCCCUCUGGUUCCUCACCUCUAACCGGAGCAUUUUCCGCACUGAAGGUUUUAGUCCUUAAUCGGACGGGAAUAACGUGGGCUGAGGUGCUCCGCUGUGCCUCUGCGUGCCCUGUCCUCGAGGAGCUGUACCUCGAGUCUAAUGACAUUGUCAUUUCAGAAAGGCCAACUGAUGUUCUACAGACUGUCAAGUUGUUAGACCUUUCUUCGAAUCACUUAAUUGAUGAAAGUCAGCUGUUUCUGAUAGCGUAUCUGCCCAGAUUAGAACAACUAAUUCUCUCUGACAUUGGAAUUUCUUCUAUACAUUUUCCAGAUGCUGGAAUUGGGUGCAAAACAUCAAUGUUCCCAAACUUGCAGUACCUUGUAGUAAAUGACAAUCAGAUAUCACAAUGGUCAUUUAUCAACGAGCUAGACAAGUUACGGAGCCUGCACGCUUUGUCCUGCAACAGAAACCCGCUGACUGAAGGCGACAAAGCAGCACAGACCACGCGGCAGCUCAUCAUCGCCAAGAUCGGUCAGCUGAGGACCCUGAACAAGUGUAAGAUUCUGCCAGAGGAAAGGCGCGGGGCUGAGCUCGACUACCGGAAGGCCUUCGGAAACGAAUGGAAGAAGGCUGGGGGACAUCAGGAUCCAGCCCGAAACAGACCAGACGAAGCGUUUCUCGCAGCCCACCCCAGAUACCAGCUGCUCUGCCUUAAAUACGGUGCACCGGAAGAUGGGGAACUCAAAAUACAACAACCAUUUAUGCUCAAAAACCAGCUACUAACACUGAAGAUAAAAUGCCCUAAUCAACUUGAUCAGAAAGUCCUAGAGAAACAACUGCCAGACUCCAUGACAGUUCAAAAGGUGAAGGGACUGCUGUCACGUCUGCUCCGAGUUCCUGUGUCAGACCUUCUGUUGUCCUAUGAAAGUCCCAAAGUAAGUUGCCCAGCAAAAUACAAAGUCAAGCUCACUUUUCCACAUGAUGACGUUAAAUUGUCUCUGUGUAACAGCUGGAUUCUAAAUGGGAGACCACAUAUGCCUGCAUAUAUAGUGUCUUUAAGGGUAACCUGCUGCUUGGGGGAGAGUGUGUAACAUGCUUGGUCAGAUCUGUCUGAAUCACACCUCUCCCCACCUUUGUUCUAAUUUCAGAUGCCGGGCAGAGAAAUUGAACUGGAAAAUGACCUACAGUCAUUACAGUUUUAUUCUGUGGAAAAUGGAGACUCUCUAUUAGUGCGAUGGUAACAACCAGCUAAUAAAGUUUAGAGACUAGACUGCUUAUCAUGUCUGGGGGUCACCGGAAAUAAAUGAUUUCUUGGAACAAUGCCACUGUCAAAAAAUGAAGUUUUACAACUUGCCCUAAGGAUAACAAAGGAUGUAUUUUUUGUUGGGAAGAGCCCCUUUCUAGGCUUGUAUGUAUAAUAGCAAUAGUAAAGGCCUUGAACCUACUAA